AUGACAAUUCUCUAUUUUUUUGCUUUAUUUCGGAUAAUCCAUUAUUUUUGCAACAUUAGUUUAUGGAUUAUAAAUCAAAAUUUAAAAGUAGUGCCAUAUUUUAAAACUAUAAGAAUCUUAGCUGAUAAAGAACCUUCUAUAAAAACUAGGGUAACAAGAUCUAGGGUAAGUAUGCAACAGUCAUUUAAUACAUCGUUGGAUCAUUUGCAAAGAGAAUUACUUACGAAGAUGGAAAAAUUACAUGAUAACAAUAUGUUCAAUAACAGUGAUAACAUUAUUCAUUGGAUGCAUAAUAAAAGUAGGGAAAUUGUUGCAGAAAUUAAUGCUAAACCUGAACCUGCAGAUAAGAAAAUUUUAAAUGAUAGUUGGAAAGUUUGGAAUGAAUUAAAAACAUGUAUUGAAGAAUACUUUGAAUAUAUUAAAAGUAAAGUCUCAUGUAAUUUUGCUAAAGUGAAUAUCAAUGAUAUUUCUGAUUGGAUGUAUAAUAAAAGUUUACUCAUUGUAAGAGAUAUGAAUUUAAAAGAUGAUCUCGAUGAAAAAAAAUAUUUAAAUGAUACCUAUCAUAUAUGGAAUAAUAUGACAGAAUCUCUUAAAAAUCAUUUAGUGGAAUUACAUAAUGACACAAUAACAAAUAGUAGUUGUAUAGAUAAGGAUUCAUCAACUACAAGUGUGCUAUUACCCACAUCUACUUCGUCACCUAAAUCCUUGACUUCUACACCUACACCUACUUUAUCUUCAAUACCUACAUUAUCUUCAUCACAUGCUACAUUAAGCACAUCUGAUUCAUUAUUCACAUCUAUUACUUCACCCACAUCUACUUUGUCACCUAAAUCUAUGUCUUACACACCUACACCUGCUUUAUCUUCAUCACAUACUUCAUUAACCACUAAUUCAUCAUUAUUAUCUGAUUCGCUAUCCGAAUCUAAUCAGUCACCUCUACCUUAUGCAACAUCCUUACCUAAUUCAUUAGCAACAACAGAUUUGCUUAAAGUAAAUGCUACAGAUCAAACAGAACACUUAUCUACGUUAUUAUCCUCAACAAGUGAACAUGAAAAUAUAUCUUUGGAAAGUUCAUUAUCACCUCUUCCUGUAGAUCAUACUGUAUCUUCUCCAUAUCUUACAUCUGUUAAAUCAUCUCCAUUCAAUACAUUAUCUGUAAAUGAUUCUUUUUAGGUUGAUUCAUUUACUUAUACCACUCCUGGAAAUCAUAAGGAAAAUUUCUCUGCAAUUACACCUACAAUUGUAAGUGAAAAUAUAAUUCCAUCUACAAAUAAUGUAACUCCACUAAUUCCUGAAGGACAGGUUAAUAGUGUAUCUAAUAUGACAUGCACAAGUUUGCUAUGUGGACCAACGGUUGCUGCUAUAUCUAUUCCACUUGUUAUUCUUGGAUGUGUAUUUUUUUUAGUGCUCCUUUAUAAACAUACUCCCAUUGGAUUAAUGCUUGGAAGAGAUAAUAUAAAUAAAAAGAAAGGAAGAAAAAGAUUACAUGAUAGUUCAGUAAAUAUUACUGUGAAUUCUUCAGAAGAUUUAGAUAAAAAAGAAGGAAGUUCCAAGAGGAGAAGACUUAAUAGUUUCCUUAGAGCUUUUGGUUAUAAAUACAGACGUAUAUUUCCUUUCAUAGAUGAUGAAGAAAUUCACUAA
This is a messenger RNA of Plasmodium gallinaceum, 1641 nucleotides long. The record is from the annotation of a RefSeq genome assembly. NCBI's taxonomy places the organism in Eukaryota, Apicomplexa, Aconoidasida, Haemosporida, Plasmodiidae.